AUGAAGCGGCCUGGUGCAGCACAUUCAGUUGCCUGGAAACAUCACGAACCAGAGAUUCAGCUGGGUUUCAGAGUAGGCGUGAGUCCGUCAGUUAGGGUUUUUGUGAUCUGUGCAAAACGUGGAGGAGAUAUGGGUUGUAUUGUGUCCAGAAAUAGUGCCAAAGUAGCCGAAAACAAUCACACACAAGACAAAGAGGAGAACCUAGAGAACCUAGAAACGGAUGGAAAAACUUACGUUGUCUUCGACAUUAAACCCGACAGCUGUGCCACUUCUGGAGAUUAUCAUGAACCAAGUAGUACAUCCGAAAAAGCCGAACAGAGAAGACCAGCUAGGCUAGCUCCCAUACCUAAUCCUCCGAUUCUGACUACUGAAAUGAUUGAGGAGAAACUGAGAAGGGCUGAAGAAAAGAGAGAAAGACUGCUGGCAGCCCGAAGACUUUCAUGUCAACGAGUAAAGACUUCGCCCACUUUGAUAAUGCAAGGUCAUAGCAUCACAAAUAAAUUCAGUGAACCGUCUAUCCAGGAACACAGAGAAACAACUCCAUGGUCCCUAAAUUGGUCGGGAGAUGAAAUUCUGACUGACGAACAACUUGAUGCACUCCUUCUGGCUGAGGAAGAACGAGAACUUGCUGAAUCAGGUAACAAUCAAACAACUGGAGAAAUUCCCGGAGGAAGGUCAUGAUUCCAAAAGCCCCAGAACUGAGCACCCUCCUAUCGUGCUUAGAUGCUGCACACACGUUUACGGGACAGCUUCACCGCAUUCUACACAUCAAGUCAUUCUGUGAAUCGCACGAAACACCAUUAGCAACAACAAUAACAUAGUACCCAACACCUACCGCAUGUGUCCAAUGACGGAUCCUAUGUAACAGUUUCAUAACCUAAGCCACGGUUAAUUUCCGGACAAACAGGAUGCACUAUGGUCCAAUAUCCGACGGCACUUGGUCAAGGAAGGUGAACGUCUAAACCGUAUACAGUAACCUAUCCAAGCUUCUAGAAUGAGACACUCGUGAAAAACUGCACAUCCAAUAUCCUGAUUUCCUCAGUUGGAUGCUAAGAUAUGCGGUCAAACUACAUGUUCGAAGCAGUUAUCUUAACAUCUUUUUGCCUCAACUCGUUGAGAUUACAACACUCAAUGUAACUGCUUUUAUUGGAUUGAAUAAAGUGG
Messenger RNA from Opisthorchis viverrini, 1164 nucleotides. RefSeq lists its product as hypothetical. The record is from RefSeq and is a predicted model, not a curated record. The coding region runs from base 1 to 681 and encodes 226 amino acids. The transcript is spliced from 6 exons. NCBI's taxonomy places the organism in Eukaryota, Metazoa, Platyhelminthes, Trematoda, Opisthorchiida, Opisthorchiidae.